CUCCCUUAAAACAAGAGAACGCCCGCCACCUGUGAAGCUCCUGGGCCCUAUCGUCUUUGACUCUCCACUCACACGAUGCUUCCCAUGGCCAGACCCGCCUUUACUGGCGCAUUAACGCGUCCUCGGCUAGCGCUAUGCCUUCGCCCGCAGCCUAUUGCCGCCCUGUCGACCUCGGCCGUGAAAUCAGCAACUGCUCUUGAGCGCCAGUCAUCAGCAGGUCAGCCACUUUCUGCAUCGGGCAAGGUGCGGGCUGAGGUGCCUUUGGCUAGUCAAGAGAAGAAGGAGGGUGCCAUGCAAUAUGUCCUGACCACACUUGACCAGGUUGCCAAUUGGGCCCGCCAGAGCUCUUUGUGGCCCAUGACCUUCGGUCUUGCCUGCUGCGCCGUCGAGAUGAUGCACCUCUCCACCCCUCGUUACGACCAAGAUCGUCUGGGUAUCAUCUUCCGAGCCUCCCCGCGACAGUCCGAUGUGAUGAUUGUGGCCGGUACAUUGACCAACAAGAUGGCCCCUGCCCUCCGACAAGUUUACGAUCAGAUGCCUGACCCCCGGUGGGUGAUCAGUAUGGGCAGCUGCGCCAACGGUGGUGGCUACUACCACUACAGCUACUCGGUGGUUCGAGGUUGCGAUCGUAUUGUGCCCGUGGAUGUUUACGUUCCUGGAUGCCCCCCAACUUCCGAGGCACUGAUGUAUGGCAUUUUCCAGCUGCAGAAGAAAAUGAGACAUACUCGUAUCACCCGCAUGUGGUACCGUCGUUAAGUUUUCCCGUAAUGUGUGAUUUUCUUUUCUCUGCUUGAACCAUCAUGCACGGUGGACUCUUAAAAUUCAUUCAGCCAUCGUGGAGUCUGUGUGUCUUAUUCCUGUGUAUAUCAAAUCUUCGGUCUGGGUUGUGACCCUUCAAUUCCUUCAAUAUUUUACGGUGCUGUACUC
Messenger RNA from Penicillium pulvis, 927 nucleotides. Its product is annotated as NuoB/complex I 20 kDa subunit family protein. The transcript has 4 exons. The record is from RefSeq and is a predicted model, not a curated record. Gene Ontology annotation, molecular function: quinone binding; NADH dehydrogenase (ubiquinone) activity; 4 iron, 4 sulfur cluster binding. Lineage: Eukaryota; Fungi; Ascomycota; Eurotiomycetes; Eurotiales; Aspergillaceae. The coding region runs from base 76 to 756 and encodes 226 amino acids. Gene Ontology annotation, biological process: mitochondrial respiratory chain complex I assembly; aerobic respiration; electron transport coupled proton transport.